Myripristis murdjan (pinecone soldierfish) is the source of this 3261-nucleotide messenger RNA. It is a transcript of the gene lmod1a, whose product is annotated as leiomodin 1a (smooth muscle). Lineage: Eukaryota; Metazoa; Chordata; Actinopteri; Holocentriformes; Holocentridae. Bases 193 to 2232 code for a protein of 679 amino acids. Gene Ontology annotation, cellular component: striated muscle thin filament; cytoskeleton; myofibril. The record is from RefSeq and is a predicted model, not a curated record. The transcript is spliced from 3 exons. Gene Ontology annotation, molecular function: actin binding; tropomyosin binding. Gene Ontology annotation, biological process: pointed-end actin filament capping; actin filament organization; myofibril assembly.
AAAGUGAGCUAGGGCUUGGCUAAUGUCUCGUCUUGACUUGAGAGGCGGCUCGGCUAAACCAAUGACCCAGCUCUUCUCCUAAAUUGGGGUGAGGAGUAAAAUCUAAAGUCGGUAACGUUAGAGCUAGGAGGAGGUCCGUUGCCCUGUCACCAAAACCAUCUAUAGCAGGUGUAAAGGAGGCCAAAACCUCCCAUGAACACGGCCAGCUGCAUCCCCCCCGGGCCGCUGAUAAUGUCCAAAGCCGGAGAUAAGAGCAGUGUUGAAGGUGAAGAUGAGAUUGACAGGCUGCUGGCCUCCCUGACGGCGGCUGAGGUUGAGGAGCUGGAGAAUGAAUUGAUGGAUAUCGACCCAGACCCGGCAGUGCCUGUCGGGCUCCGGCAGAGAAACCAGACGGAGAAGAAGCCGUCAGUCCAGUACAACCGAGAGGCCAUGCUCGACUUCUGUGAGCAGGAAACCAGGAGGCUCAUCCAGAGGGAAAUGUCCUUUGAGGGGGAGCCAAAAACCGACAGAGAGAGAGAGGGGAGCCAAAAUACAACAGAGAUGGGGAAAGGAGACAGCUGUGACACCUUAACAAUACCAGAUGACUGUGGUGGAAUAAAUACUGACCCCUCUGAUUUGGAUAUGAAUACGAACACUAGAUCUGAAGAUAAAAAAGACAAGCUGAAGAACAAACAGUGGAAGUGUGCUGGUGUAUUUCAAGGCAACAGUAGGGAGGAGAGUCACAGAAAGCUAGUUGAAGUUGAGGACAGUAACGUUAAAAGGGAAUUAGAGGACAUUUGGAUAAACAAAGAGGGUACGCUAGAGGUGAUGGGGAGAAGCAAAGAGCCUGUGAAACAGAAGCGGCGUGGCAGUAAAACAUAUGACCUCAUGUCAAAAUUACAAAGGAAAAAUGACACUGAGGUAGAGAGGCACAGAAAAGAAGUCAGAGAGAGAACAGACUCAAAAACGAAAGAACUCAUUUCAAAGCUGCAAGACCAAGGUGAGAAAGAGGAAAUAAGGGGGAUGGACAAACAUCAAAUAAGACAAAAACUCAAAGACAGCAAAACUAGAGGACUCCACCCUGACAAGGAAUGGCAUAGUGAACAGAAAGAAUCUAUACUGAAGGAAAAUAAGGUCAGUGAAGGGGACUAUCACAAAGACAAUAAACAUUCACUCAAAAAAACUUGUGAGCCUCAGGAUGGCAGGCCUAGAGACAAGAAAACGGUGGCUAACAGUAGUAAUAAAUAUGAAACAGAUCAUGGGAAACAGCGUGGCAGCAAUAGCAAAGAGUUCCCAACAGGUGUAAAAGAAGAGGAUGCGGAUGAUGCUUCAAGUAUGUUUGAUGAACUCCUUGAGAGAGUCAGGAAAAAUGACCCAUCGUUGACCGAGCUGAACAUCAACAACUCAGACACCAUCAAAAUCCAGACACUCAUCCAGUUUGCAGAAGCACUUGAGAACAAUGUACAUGUUAAGACUUUAGCUUUGGCCAACACCCGGGCUGAUGACCACGUAGCUUAUGCAAUUUCUGGCGCUUUGCAGAGUAACACUUGCCUGACCAACAUUAACCUGGACUCCAACCACCUCACCGGCAAAGGCAUCCUGUCUCUGGUCCAUGCAAUACAGAACAACAAAUCUGUCACUGAGCUUCGGUUCCACAACCAACGGCACAUAUGUGGUGGGAAAACGGAGAUGGAGAUGAUUAAGGUGUUAAAAGACAAUACCACACUGCUAAAGCUGGGCUAUCAGUUUGAGCUGGCCGGGCCCAGGGUGACUGUAACCAACAUCCUGAGUCGCAAUAUUGACCAACAGCGUCAGCGACGAUUGCUAGAACAGAAACAGGCAGCUCAGUCUUGCCUGAAAUCCCCGUCAUUCCAGCAGAUUCCUCCAUCCAGGCAAAUGACAUUAAAGAGCCUUCUUCAUGUGCAGCAAGGCAGCAAGGAAAAAAACAUGUCCUCUCUGCUCAAGGAGAAAGGCAGCAUUGUUAAGACGCCUAAUCUCUCCUCCACUGACCCAUCACUUAAAACAUGCAUCAAGGUAACUCCAAAGGUUAAGGGUGGACAAUCUGGGCAAGUUUCUGCACCAUCUUCUCCCCCUGCACAGAAGUUUGAAGGCCUGUUGUCACAAAGUAAACUGGACCGUCUGACUUCACGACAGACUGGAGGGAGAAACUCCAGAGAUCAGUUGCUUGACUCCAUUUGCAACAGUGCAAUAAAAGCUCUCAAAAAGGUUGAUGUCCCAAAGCGUCUUCGCUGAAGUAGGAGAUGUGCUUAAUUGAACCAUACCUGACUAACUAGUCUGUGGACAUGAAAUAUUUUCAGAUGUUGGAGUUGGUAUUUUGAGUGGAUGGUUCACCGAAGUGGUAUCUACAGCUGUGAGGGAAUUUCAAGUGGGUCCUCACAGUCAAAGCCCCGUGGUCUGUCCUCACAUUCUGUAGAUAUUUCUUGAAUUGAUGUCACUUACUUUAUUUUUAACAUAAAGCUCAGUCACAGUGUUGCAAUAAAGUAAUUGAUGUGUACACUGAAAAAUGAGAACAAAUAGGAGUUUAAGUGCACCUUCUUCAGAUAUUCUGCAGUUUCUAAUAUGAGUGCUAAGGGCCAUGUAUCUGUAGGUAAAUCUAUUAUAUUCAUCUACCUUCUAAUAGGUGUCUGUGAGUAGAAUAACAGUGCAUACCAAAGAAAUAGACAUGUCGUUCUAUCCACAAUUUAAUUUUGUCUUUGAUGUUAACUCACAUUUUAUAACUUUUGGGACUAUGGACUUCUAUUGUAAUGUGUUCAUCAGAUUUUUUUUCAUUUGAAGAAAGGCUGUAACAUUUUGUUUGAGCAACAUGGGAACAUCUUUUCAAGCACACAUUAAGAUCAAAGUCAUAACCAUAAGUCAUCCUGUGAUGCACUGCCUCUUGUCUGUUUGUCAUGACUUCAGCAUCCAUAUUUGGCCAUUGUAAUGAGGAAGAUAUGCAGUAAGAGCAACUCAUCUAAUCCAUUCAAUUAUUGGGCAAUAGCCAAGUGGGUGUCUUGCUCUUUUAUGUAGGGCUUCAUCAAGCCAAAAUGCACUGAGAAGAGGCAGGCCCACAGUGACAGUGGAAAUAUGUAAAUAAAAACGUGGAAGACCAACUGGAAGGAAAUAUUUAGACACCACCAAUUUCCACUUGAAACAACUUUUAAAAUGUGUUUAAAUGCCAAAAGAAAUGGCAGCUUAAAUGCCACCAACCAAAUGGAAUACAUUUUCUUAUAUUGUUCAUGUGUAGCCUAUAAACCACGGAUCUCACAGCAAAACAGCCUUUAA